CUGCGAUACCCAUCACUGCGCCUUCUCGUCCUCCCCUUUUUUUUUUUGGGUUUUUCCUCCCCCCUCUCUCCUCCCCCACUUCAGAUUUUUGUUUUACAGCGCGCUGAGAGCAGCCUCUCUGCCAUUUACUUGAUUUGCAGGUUUGUUGUAUCUGUUUGGGGGCUUUUUCCCUCCUCCUUUUUUGCUGUCCGGUUCAUUCCGCUCCCGAAUUUUUAUCUAGUUGCAGCAACUUGCUUUUUCUUUUUCUGUUUUUCUUUUUUUUUUCAUAUUGGUGGUGUUUUUUUCACUAGCGCCUCCCGUGCGUUUUCCGAUUGCGAGCCGCUCUCGCAGCCGAGUUUUUAAGAGCAUUUUGUCUGCAGAUCUCCCCUUUGUUUGCACAGAUCCCCUUUUUAUUUUUUGAAUUUUUUUUUCUUGUUGUCGUUCGUUGUUAAAGUCACUUUUUUUUUUUUUUUUUUUUGGUUGGGGGGGGCGCUGUAUUUAAACGCUUAAAAUGCACUGCUAUCUCCUGAGCGUGCUCCUCACCGUGGAUCUGGCCACCGUGGCUCUCAGCCUGUCUACCUGCAGCACCCUCGACAUGGAUCAGUUUAUGCGCAAGAGGAUCGAGGCAAUCCGGGGGCAGAUCUUGAGCAAGCUGAAGCUUACCAGCCCCCCGGACGAGUACCCCGAGCCCGAGGAGGUGCCCCCGGAGGUCAUCUCCAUUUACAACAGCACCAGGGACCUGCUGCAGGAAAAAGCCAACCACAGAGCCGCCACUUGCGAGAGGGAGAGGAGCGACGAGGAGUAUUAUGCCAAAGAAGUUUACAAAAUAGACAUGCAGCCUUUUUACCCCGAAAACGCCAUCCCGCCGAGCUAUUACAGCCUGUACUUCCGGAUUGUGCGGUUUGACGUGUCGGCCAUGGAGAAGAACGCCUCCAACCUGGUGAAGGCCGAGUUCCGCGUCUUCCGCCUGCAGAACACCAAGGCGCGCGUCUCGGAGCAGCGGAUAGAGCUGUACCAGGUUUUAAAAUCUAAAGAAUUAUCAUCACCAGGACAGCGCUAUAUUGACAGCAAAGUAGUUAAAACAAGAGCUGAAGGAGAAUGGUUGUCUUUUGAUGUCACUGAGGCUGUACAUGAAUGGCUCCAUCACAGAGACAGGAAUCUUGGAUUUAAGAUAAGCUUACAUUGUCCAUGCUGUACCUUCGUGCCUUCCAAUAAUUACAUCAUCCCAAAUAAAAGUGAGGAGCUUGAAGCAAGAUUUGCAGGUAUUGAUGACUACACAUAUUCCAGUGGUGAUGUGAAAGCUUUAAAGUCCAAUAGGAAAAAAUACAGUGGGAAGACCCCACAUCUUCUGCUAAUGUUGUUACCCUCCUACAGACUUGAGUCGCAACAGCCCAGUCGGCGGAAGAAGCGUGCUCUAGAUGCUGCCUAUUGUUUUAGGAAUGUGCAGGAUAAUUGCUGUCUGCGUCCACUUUAUAUUGACUUCAAGAGGGAUCUUGGCUGGAAAUGGAUUCAUGAACCUAAAGGAUACCAUGCUAAUUUCUGUGCAGGAGCCUGCCCAUAUUUAUGGAGCUCAGAUACUCAGCACAGCAGAGUACUCAGCUUGUAUAACACCAUAAAUCCAGAAGCUUCAGCCUCCCCGUGCUGUGUGUCCCAGGAUUUGGAACCCCUCACCAUCCUCUAUUACAUUGGAAAAACACCCAAAAUCGAACAGCUUUCCAACAUGAUUGUCAAGUCUUGCAAGUGCAGCUAAAGGAUGUCCCUGAAACAGCAUGACAUGUGUUUAUAAAAAAUAAAGAUAACCAAGGAAAAAAAGAAAGAGAGAGUGAGAAGGAAAGAAAGAAAAAUAAAAACCCGGAUUCAUCAGUGUUAAAAGGAAAAAAAAAAGAAGAAAAAA
Zonotrichia leucophrys gambelii is the source of this 1873-nucleotide messenger RNA. RefSeq names its product transforming growth factor beta 2 (gene TGFB2). Lineage: Eukaryota; Metazoa; Chordata; Aves; Passeriformes; Passerellidae. The record is from RefSeq and is a predicted model, not a curated record. Gene Ontology annotation, molecular function: growth factor activity; transforming growth factor beta receptor binding; cytokine activity. The transcript is spliced from 7 exons. Gene Ontology annotation, biological process: transforming growth factor beta receptor signaling pathway; regulation of cell population proliferation. Gene Ontology annotation, cellular component: extracellular region. Bases 491 to 1729 code for a protein of 412 amino acids.